Molecule: messenger RNA, 813 nt
Organism: Morus notabilis
Lineage: Eukaryota; Viridiplantae; Streptophyta; Magnoliopsida; Rosales; Moraceae
Exons: 1
Coding region: 1-813 (270 amino acids)
Source: RefSeq, a predicted model, not a curated record
AUGGGAUCAUUUGCCUCAUUAAAUUUGAUGGAAGUGAUGUUAUGCAAUCCAGUAUUACAAGAGUUCAAGCUUGUGCCGGGAUCAAAGACUCGUGUGAACAAUUUUAGCUGUGGAGGAAUAGGAUUUGGAUACGACUCCAGAACUAAGAAUUAUAAGCUUGUAAGACUUCACGAGUAUUGUACAGAAGCCGGAGAUGAGGUGCGCAUCUUGGGUUCUAACUCUUGGAGACAGAUUAACGUUUCUCAAGAUGUAAGAAUUACAGAUCAAUAUCAAUACUUACAUUGGAAAGGAGAUUGUUAUUGGCAAGUGCAGGAUCAUAUGGCUGAGUUACUUGAGUGGGAGAUCCUUUGUUUUGAUAUGGCUGAUGAAAUAUUUUAUUCCGUGUCAUUCCUAACCAAUGAACUGGACAUUGCAUCAUUUCCAGUGUGGAAUGACUCAUUUGCUUUGUUUUUAUGUACUCAAGAGAUCAGUGAGAAUUCAGAUUUAACAUCCUACGAAAUGUGGAAUAUGUUAAAAGGUUGCUCUCCUACAACCUUAAUACCCAAAAGCUUAGGGAUAUUGGGAUGGCUGGGCCUAUGUAUCAUUUGCCAAUUUGUUUCACUUUCUACGUCAAGAGCUUGGUUUCUGUCAAAGGAUGAGAAAACACUAUAUGUUGAGAAAAUGGAGAAGAUUAAACAGAAGAAAAACACAACGGAUGAAGUGAUUUCAAGAGAGAUGUUAUUACUCAAGGGUGCACCUGUUUGUUUCUUUGUUCCUGUCAAUUUAGUGUAUCUUACUCUCAUCAAAUCAUGUGUAAAAGCUGUGCUUUCAUGA